Messenger RNA from Glycine soja, 2252 nucleotides. RefSeq lists its product as uncharacterized. The transcript has 7 exons. Gene Ontology annotation, biological process: protein transport. NCBI's taxonomy places the organism in Eukaryota, Viridiplantae, Streptophyta, Magnoliopsida, Fabales, Fabaceae. The record is from RefSeq and is a predicted model, not a curated record. The coding region runs from base 150 to 1763 and encodes 537 amino acids.
CACUUCAAAACUAAUAUAAACAGAGGAAAAAAAAACACAACAAAAAAAACUGAGUCCAGUUUCAUCGAUCCUUCUUCAGAAAUCAAAAUCCUUCUUCGUUAAGGAAGACCCAGAAGCAGAGGGGUUUGAUUCUGAUCGAAACCCGCGCCAUGGCCAUGUUCGAUUCCAUCUUCAACAAAGGUUUUAAGGCUGCCAAAUGUAAAACAUUGCUGAAGCUGACAAUUCCGCGUAUAAAGCUGCUAAGAAACAGACGAGAGAUUCAGUUGAAGAACAUGCGGCGUGAGAUUGCCAAGCUACUUGAGACUGGACAAGAAGCCACAGCUCGAAUUAGGGUAGAACAUAUAAUAAGAGAGGAGAACAUGAUGGCUGCUCAAGAAAUCAUUGAACUCUUUUGUGAACUUAUUGCAGUCCGCCUUCCAAUUAUUGAAUCUCAAAGGGAAUGUCCCCUUGACUUGAAGGAAGCCAUAUCUAGUGUAUGUUUUGCUGCACCAAGGUGUGCAGAUUUGCCAGAGUUGUUGCAGGUUCAGAUGCUAUUUGCUGCCAAAUAUGGGAAGGAAUUUUUAUCUGCUACGACUGAGCUCAGGCCAGACUGUGGUGUUAAUCGCCAGUUGAUAGAGCUGCUUUCAAUUCGUGCUCCUUCACCAGAAAAGAAACUGAACCUUCUAAAAGAAAUUGCUGUUGAGCAUGAUUUAGAUUGGGAUCCAGAAGCUUCAGAAACUGAGUUCUUUAAAAAGCAUGAAGAUUUAUUGAAUGGCCCCACCCAAUUCGUUAGUGGGUCUAAGUUGCCCCUUCCUGAUGAAAAACACAAUGAAGAGAUGCACUCCACUCAUGAUGCACCCAAUAAAGAACAACCUGAUUCUGAUUCUGGCUCCGACACAUUAGAAUUUCCUGAAGUUCCUAAGGUAUCAGUCCAGCCAAAUGCAAAUGUUGCCACAGCUCCAGAAAUGGUUACACCUUUGACUAUGGAACCCCUCGAGGUUGAUCUUGAUUCACCAAGACAUUCUGGAGAUUUUGCAGAUGCAAAACAGGAGCAAGUUGAAGAUAGAUCAUCAGUUCACAAAGAUGAACCCCACACUUCAAUUUGCAAAACGGAGAAUAAACAGUUUUUGCCAUUCAUCUCCCCUCCAUCUGUAUCAUCUGGAUCAUUUUCUGCAAGACAUAGUGACUCACCUCCCUCCUUCUCAAGCACAAAAUCUGAAGGCAAUGUGGACUUACAGGAUGUGUUGGCUGCUGCCCAUGCUGCUGCUGAAACUGCUGAACGUGCAGCAGCGGCAGCUCGCAGCGCGGCCAGCCUUGCUCAACUCCGAAUUAAUGAGCUGACAAAGAAGAAAAGUAGUGAACAUGUGCCUGACAGCAGUAGCUCUGAGAACCCGUUUUAUGCUGGUGGCAGUAAUGAAUCUCCAACAAUAAUAGAAAAGCAUUUCACUGAGCAAAAUACUGCAGGUAACUCUGAUGUCCAUAAUGGAAACGAUGUUGAACAUCACCAGGAUCAUUAUGCUUCCCCAGACUCUCAUUCAUCAAGUUUUCCCUCCUUUGAGACACUUAAGGAGGAUUUUGCUUCUUCCCUACCCAAUGAUCAUCGUGUAUUGGAUGACAAGUCCUCGAGUCACCAGCCUAAGAGAUUACCUUCAAUGGACGACGACUCGUAUUUCUCAUACCCCAACUUAUUUACCUCUCAAAACUCUAAUGUGGGAUCUCAGGCUCAUUCAGAUAACAGCCGUUCCCCUCAUUCAGAUAACAGCCGUUCCCCUCAUGAUCUGUGAUGCAGAAUUAUCAUCCGGCCACCCAUUUCCUUAUGAGUCUCAAGUCUUGCUUAUGAGUGUGUUUUAUACUUCUGCAGUCAGUACUUUAUUUUUAUUUUAUUUUCAAAGAGCAUGCAAUUCUUGGCUUUGUUGUCUACAUAGUAAAUAUUAAGGCUGGCUUUGCAUAAUGAUGGAUGGGCACUGCCACUAUAUAAUUUCUUUGGUUCAGAAGCGUUACUGUUUGUGGCUGGGGCUGCAAUGAGUGUAGAAAUCUUAUAGUGUUGGAAUAAAAGCAUUCAGCUUCAUUUUCUUUAUAUUCUUUUGUUUCAAGGACAGCUACACAGCAGAUAUACGAGUUAAAUCACCGGAGGAUAUUAGACAUUUUAAUGCUUUCAGAACUUCAUUUGUAAUUAUUGUAAUACUGUGGCGGCAUGUUAGAGUGUGGAAUAUAUCACUUCAUAGAUAUUUGCAUGAUUUUUCUUUUGAGUAAUAUGUAACACAUUAGCCUUA